CGCCCGCGGAGCCGCCGCAGGCCCCAUGGAGGCCGAGGUGCCGACGCGCCGGGGGCUGUAGCGGCCGCAGCUGAGGGUCGGGCCGGGCCCGGCGGCGGGGGCUCCCCGGGGAGGGGCUUCCCGGGUCCCUUCCCGCGCCGCCGCUGCCACCGCAGACGCCGGACCCACCGCAGCCGCCCCCCGCGACCUUCCCGCGCGCCCACCAUCACCCCACCACCACCACCACCAGCCCCGGCCAUGUCGGGGGCCCUGAGCAAACGGAGCGACCUGGCCAACGACAACAGCCACCCGGGGCUGAGCCUGGGGCUGCGGGACCCCCCCGCGCCCGGGCACCCGCAGCCCGGCCCCCCGCAGGGCACCCAGCCGCGGGCCGGGGGCGACCCGGGCGCCCCCAGCGAGGAGCCGGCCAACGCCAAGUGGGUGAAGGACGGGCAGAACCAGCUGCGCCGGGCGGCUGAGCGCGACCAGAACCGCAACGAGCUCGGGUCCCCCCUCGCCGAGGAGGAGGGGCUGGGGGUCCCGGCCCCCAACACCCCCGCGGGGACGCGGCCUCUGCUCCUGCAGCUGCGGGGCGCCCGCGAGGACGAGGAGGAGGAGGAGGACGAGGACGAGGAUGAGGAGGACGAGGAGGAGGACGAAGAGGAGGACGGGGACUCGACGCCGGUGCAGAGCGACCCCGCGACGGCCGAGUCGGAGGCGAGCGGGGAGCGCGUGGCGCGGGAGCCGGGGCGCAGCGCCAGCCGCCUGUUCGGUGUCCGCGGCGGCACCGCCAGCGACGAGGACUCCAGCUGGGCCACGCUCAGCCAGGGCAGCCCGGCCGGCAGCUCCCCUGACGAUGCAGACUCCUUCUGGACCCGCAACUCCUUCGAGACGGACUCAGACCUGCCGGCGGGAUGGAUGCGGGUGCAGGACACCUCGGGCACCUACUACUGGCACAUCCCCACCGGCACCACGCAGUGGCAGCCGCCUUCGGGGCUGGCCCGCGGCUCGGCCCCGGGCUCCCCGGCCAUCACCCCCUCCUCUGAGGAGCCCCCGCUCGCCUGGACGGGCUUUGCCCCGGCUGAGCGCUUUGGUGAAGGUGAUUUCUGGAAGGACCCCUCGGCUGAGGACGUGGACGAGGAGCCAGGAGCAGAGGAUGCAGAGCCGCCGUCGCCGAGCCCGGCCUCGCCGGGAGAGGGCGCGGCCCUGCCCGAGGAGGACAAGCCGGGCUCCAAGCGCUUCGCCGUGCGCUCGCUGGGCUGGGUGGAGAUGAGCGAGGACGAGCUGGCGCCCGGCCGCAGCAGCGUCGCCGUCAACAACUGCAUCCGGCAGCUCUCCCUGCACCAGCGCGGCCCUCCCGGCGCCGGGGCCGAGGGCCGGGCCAUGCUGCUGCAGCUGGAGGGCCGCACGCUGAAGCUGCUGGACCCGCAGGACCAGGCGCUGCUGCACGCGCAGCCCGUGGCCGCCAUCCGCGUCUGGGGCGUGGGGCGAGACAGCGGCAGGGACUUUGCCUAUGUGGCCCGGGACCAGCUGACACAGAUGCUCAAGUGCCACGUGUUCCGCUGUGAGAGCCCCGCCAAGAACAUCGCCACCAGCCUGCACGAGGUGUGCUCCCAGAUCAUGGCGGAGCGGCGCAGCGCCCGGGCGCUGGCGAACGGGCUGUGCAUGGAUCCCUCCCGGCUGGUGGAGAUCCCUUUCCAGGUGGAGUUCCCGGCGCCCAAGAAUGAGGUGGUGCAGAAGUUCCCGGUGUGCUACCUGGGCUGUGUGCCCGUGGCCAAGCCCGUGGGCAUGGACGUCAUCAACGCGGCGCUGGAGGCGGCGCUGGCCACCGGCACCAAGGAGCGCUGGACCCCCACUGUGGUCAACGUGGCACCCGCCACGCUCACCAUCACCCACGAGCAGACCGAGGCGGUGCUGUGCGAGUGCCGCGUGCGCUUCCUGUCCUUCAUGGGGGUGGGCCGGGACGUGCGCUCCUUCGCCUUCAUCAUGGCCAGCGCGCCCGGCGCCUUCCGCUGCCACAUGGUGUGGUGCGAGCCCAACGCCGCGGGGCUGAGCGAGGCGCUGCAGGCCGCCUGCAUGCUGCGCUACCAGAAGUGCCUGGACGCCCGGCCCCAGGCCUCCAGCUCCUGCCUGCCCGCGCCGCCGGCCGACUCGGUGGCUCGCCGGGUGGGCUCCUCUGUGCGCCGCGGCGUGCAGACCCUCCUGGGCAGCCUGAAGCCCAAGCGCCUCGGGGCCCAGACGCCGUGAGCUGGGACGAGAGACGCGACCGAGGCCCCUUUCCCCACCCGCUGCCGCCAGGAUGGGCUGCGAGGCCAGGCAGGAGGGGGCGGCAGCGCCGGGGACGUGCGGGGCGCUGGCGGGGGGGCGAGCCCGUGCCGGGGCUGGGGUCCCCGGGGGCGAGGGGGCCGUGGGGCGCCGGGGAAGCGCGCCCAGAGCUGUGCCCCAGGGCGGUGGGCCAGGGGGUCGAGCCCAGGGAUGGUGGCGCGGGGCCCCCCCAGCCCGAUGCAUGCGGUCUAACCUGCGGCGGGGGGCUGCCGGCGCUGCCGGCUCCGGAGCUGCCGCUCACGCUGUAACGAAGCUCUUGUGUCGUACUAAAUGAUUAAUAAACAACCCAUUCCACCA
Messenger RNA from Colius striatus (speckled mousebird), 2601 nucleotides. RefSeq names its product amyloid beta precursor protein binding family B member 1 (gene APBB1). The record is from RefSeq and is a predicted model, not a curated record. Gene Ontology annotation, molecular function: amyloid-beta binding; transcription factor binding. The coding region runs from base 238 to 2226 and encodes 662 amino acids. Lineage: Eukaryota; Metazoa; Chordata; Aves; Coliiformes; Coliidae. The transcript has 14 exons. Gene Ontology annotation, cellular component: nucleus; cytoplasm. Gene Ontology annotation, biological process: regulation of DNA-templated transcription.